AUGGAAGCACAACGUAUUCGUAGAGUUUUGAUUUUAAGUAGUUCACACGUGAAUCGUUUGAAUAUUCAUCUCAAGCUUGAAAGUUAUGACCGAAAUCAUAAUUUUCUAGGACCAGUUGUCAGUUUACCUCAGCAGGAUGGUUUAAUGUGGCCGACCACUGGAUUUUCAUCACUAGUGGUAGAUAACAGAGGAAAUCUUCCUAAAAUCACCAUAGAGAAAAGUGAAGUUUAUUUACUGUAUAGAAUGGUAGCUGACAGAGAGAUCUGUAGGGAUAUCAAAUCUUUCAAUCCACUAAUUAUUUGGAUUAAAAUUUAUAUACAUAUUUUCUGGAGGUUAAAAUUACAAUGGGAUCAAACAUGUAAUGAUAGCGAGGCUGAAGAGGAUGCUACCUCUGAUACUGAACAGAUUGCUGCCACUACUGUAGACACGUUAAAUGAUGAAGGUAUGACAGAUAUUGAUUUAUCUACCUAUAAUUCUGAUUCUGAUUCGAAACAUUUUGACAUUGAAAAACCAUUAGAUUUGGGUGUUGAUAAUAAAAUCAAGAAGAGAAUUUGGGCUGACAAUUGUAAAAGAAAAGAACAGUACAAUGACUUCCUGGAGUUUACUCAAACUGAGCCAUUGAAAAUCAUCAAACAUUGUGCUACUAGAUGGUUAUCUUUGGAGAAAGUAAUUAAAAGAACUCUUCAGCAAUGGGCAGCCUUAUCCUCGUAUUUCAAUAGCGCUGAAGAUGUUGAUCAGCCAGGAAGAGUGCAGAGAGUAGCUCAAAACCUGACCAACAUAGAGAUGCAAGUUUAUGUAAAAUCAGCAGAAGAUGUCACUCAAGUUGAUUAUAUCAAUAAAGAUAAUUACCUGCCAGUGAAUUUUUUAGCUAUAGGAAUGAAGGCCAGAACUGUUUUAGCUGAUAAUCAAGAUAAUCUUGAACCAUCAACACAUCACAGAAUUUACAGCUUCAUAAGAGAAUUUUAUGCUACUAUGAUAAAGAAUAUGGUAAAUAAAUUUCCAUUUGAUAAUGAUUUGCUAAAUGGCAUUUCAUUUGUACACCCUGGAAAUAAAGAAGCCUCUUCAUUUGAAAAUUUUAUUAUUCAUAAAAAUCCAUUCAUUUGCUUAAAAGUCUAUAAGUAA
Molecule: messenger RNA, 1122 nt
Organism: Lottia gigantea (owl limpet)
Lineage: Eukaryota; Metazoa; Mollusca; Gastropoda; Lottiidae
Exons: 7
Coding region: 1-1122 (373 amino acids)
Source: RefSeq, a predicted model, not a curated record